AAGCCUCAGCUCUCACAUCACUUCGGACACUUUCUCGCCACAGGAUCUCAAAUCGUUCUCUCACCUAAAAACCCUAACCCAAAUCUGUAAUUCCCAGUUCGACCCCUUCCUCUCAUCUUUGAAUGAAUUAGAUUCAUUUUCUAGGGGUUAGACUCUCUCCUCAAAUCCUUCAUCCAUGGCAGAAGUCAUGAACAUGCCCCGCGACUCUCUCGACCAGUCCCCCAAGCCCUCCGCCAAUGACGAGCAGCCGCCUCCCCCUCCUCCCCCGCCGGUUCGUAGAAGGGAGAGAGACUCGAGGGACAGGAGGGACGAGAGGGACCUGGAUCGCCCCCCGAACCGCCGCGAUUACCACGACCGAAACAUGUCUUCACCCCCGCCCCCGCCUCCUCCGAGGGAGAGAGACAGGGACUACAAGCGCCGCCGCAGCCCCAGCCCCACUCCCUACCGCGACCGCCGGUACUCUCCUUCUCGACGCUCUCCUCCGCCUUUUAAGCGCUCGAGGCGUGGGAGCCCCCGCGGUUAUGGACCGGACGAUAGGUUUGGCUAUGAUUAUCUUGGUGGAUAUGAACGUGGGAUGGGAGGACGACCUGGGUAUGCUGACGAAAAAUCUCAUGGUCGGUUUAUGAAUCGUUCAGUAGGCACAUAUCAAAAUGGACCUUCUGACUUUGAAUCAAACCGUGCUGGUUAUGCAGAUUCAUCAAACACAGGGAGUACACAACGGGAAGGGUUGAUGUCCUAUAAGCAAUUCAUUCAGGAGCUUGAGGAUGAUAUCUUACCUGCUGAAGCCGAGCGUAGGUAUCAAGAAUAUAAAUCUGAGUACAUUUCUACUCAGAAACGUGCUUUCUUCGAUGCUCAUAAAGAUGAGGAAUGGUUGAAAGACAAGUAUCAUCCAACGAAUUUACUUGCUGUCAUUGAAAGGAGGAAUGAAUCUGCUCGACGGGUAGCAAAGGAGUUUAUGCUUGAUCUGCAGAGUGGAACACUUGACCUAAAUCCUGGUGUUAAUGCUUUGUCAUCAAACAAAUCAGGGCUAGCGAGUGAUCAGAACUCAGAUGAUGAAGCAGAGGCUGGUGGUAAACGACGAAGACAUGGUAGGGGACCAGUUAAAGAAAAUGAUUUUUCAGCUGCUCCAAAGGCCCCCCCUGUCAGUUCUGAGCCUAGACGAAUACAGGCAGAUAUUGAACAAGCCCAGGCCCUUGUGCGCAAGCUCGAUUCUGAGAAAGGAAUUGAAGAGAAUGUGUUACGCAGUAUGGAUCAUGAUAAGACCAGCAGUGAUAAGUCGCACGGUGGAUCUGUUGGUCCGAUUAUUAUUAUACGAGGCUUAGCAUCUGUUAAGGGCCUAGAGGGUGUUGAGCUUCUGGACACACUCAUUACGUAUCUUUGGCGCAUACAUGGUUUAGAUUACUAUGGCAUGGCUGAAACUAAUGAAGCCAAGGGCUUUAGGCAUGUAAGGCCAGAAGGAAAGAGUUAUGAAGAAACAACUAAAUCUUGGGCUGACUGGGAAAAGAAACUGGACUCAUUUUGGCAAGAAAGGCUGAGAGGUCUGGACCCCUUGGAAGUAAUGACUGCAAAGGAGAAGAUAGAUGCAGCAGCUGUUGAAGUUUUAGAUCCACAUGUAAGGAAAAUAAGAGAUGAGAAGUAUGGAUGGAAGUAUGGCUGUGGAGCUAAGGGCUGUACAAAGCUUUUCCAUGCUGCUGAAUUUGUGCAUAAACAUCUGAAGCUUAAGCACCCUGAACUUGUGAUGGAAUUGACUUCAAAAGUGCGUGAGGAUCUUUAUUUUCAAAACUACAUGAAUGACCCAGAUGCUCCGGGUGGAACACCUGUCAUGCAGCAACCUCAGAAGGACAAGCCACAGAGGCGGAGAUUGGGUCUGGAGGGUCGACUGAGAGAUGAUCGUGGCAAUCGGAGGGAUCAUGAACGGAUUGAUAGGGUUAAUGAUGGCGAACGGUUUGAUAGGACUGAUAAUUCCCCUUCCCGUGAUCGACAGUCUAAACCUGGCAUCCUCGAAGUGGGGAAUCAUGACGAGUCAAUGUAUGAUGCAUUCAGCGGGCAGGGCAUGAAUGCUGUUGGCCCCUUUCCCUCAGAUAUUACUCCACCAGUAUUUAUGCCUGUUCCUGGUGCCGGGCCUUUGGGACCCUUUGUUCCUGCUCCCCCAGAAGUUGCAAUGCAGAUGUUACGGGAGCAGGGGGGCCCAUCCUCGUAUGAUGGAAGCGGUAGGAAAAUGCGGCCUGGUCCUAGUAUUGGAGGGCCAACACCAAUUCUUGUUCCCCCUGCCUUUAGACCCGAUCCUCGCCGGAUGCGAAGUUAUCAAGACUUGGAUGCUCCGGAGGAUGAAGUCACAGUGAUAGACUAUCGGAGUUUGUAAAGCCUCAGUAGAUUAGUCUUUUCCCCCAAGUGCAGGACUACCUGGGAUCUCUUCAUCGAAUUAGAGUGAUCUUCUUUUGACAUUAGAAUUGUGUGGCUUCAAUCUGAGAGUGGUAGCUCCUAUUUGUACCAAUAAUUUAUCGCUACUGUUUGUUUUGACUUUCACUUACAGUAUUUGGGGACCUGAGCUGAUGACUUGACAUAUACUACCAGUUUUUUCCAGAUUGUAGGCCGUUAGAUUUCUUAAUUUGCCAUGUUAUCUGGUAAAUAAAGAACAUUAUAGAUUAUUCAA
Molecule: messenger RNA, 2653 nt
Organism: Juglans microcarpa x Juglans regia
Lineage: Eukaryota; Viridiplantae; Streptophyta; Magnoliopsida; Fagales; Juglandaceae
Product: serrate RNA effector molecule-like
Exons: 12
Coding region: 176-2362 (728 amino acids)
Biological process (GO): primary miRNA processing; mRNA processing
Cellular component (GO): nuclear body
Source: RefSeq, a predicted model, not a curated record